This is a messenger RNA of Danio aesculapii, 2228 nucleotides long. Its product is annotated as tripartite motif-containing protein 16. Lineage: Eukaryota; Metazoa; Chordata; Actinopteri; Cypriniformes; Danionidae. The transcript is spliced from 6 exons. The record is from RefSeq and is a predicted model, not a curated record. Gene Ontology annotation, molecular function: zinc ion binding; protein binding. Bases 80 to 1678 code for a protein of 532 amino acids.
UCUUUCUCUUUCUGGUAAAUUGAAACUGAAGCGCUGUUGAGAUCAACUUGUCUGUCUUUCUCUGGGAUCUUGUGUUAUAAUGGCAGAAGCAAGUGUUUCAUGGGAUCAGGAGUUCAGCUGUCCAAUCUGUCUGGAUCUGAAGGAUCCAGUGACCAUUUCCUGUGGACACAGUUUCUGUAUGAGCUGCAUUACAGACUGCUGGAAACUGGAGGAUCAGAAGAGAGUUUACCGCUGUCCUCAGUGCAGACGGACCUUCACUCCAACACCUGCUUUAGAUCAGAAUGUGAUGCUUGCUGAAAUGCUGGAGGAACUGAAAACAACAAGACUCCAAACUGCAGAUUGCUAUGCUGGAUCUGGAGAUGUGGAGUGUGACGCCUGUACUGGAAGAAAACACAAAGCUGUCAAGUCCUGUCUAGUGUGUCUGAACUCUUACUGUCAAAAUCACCUGCAACAACAUGAGAAUUUAUUCAGAAACAAGAAACACAAACUGACUGACGCUACUGGACGACAUGAAGAACCGCUGAAAAUGUACUGUAGGACUGACCAGCAGUGUGUGGGUUAUCUGUGUAUGAUGGAUGAACACAAAAACCAUGAGACUGUGACGGCUGCAGCUGAGAGGACAGAGAAACAGAAGAUUCUGAAAGAGACACAAAGACAAUAUGAAGACAGAAUCCAGGAGCGAGUGAAGAAGCUUCAGGAUCUGAGACAGGCUGUGGACUCUCAUAAGCGCUCUGCACAGGCAGCAGUGGAAAACACUGAGAGAAUCUUUACUCAACUCAUCCACUGCAUUGAGAGACGCCGCUCUGAGAUCACACAGCUGAUCAGAGAUCAGGAAAAGACUGCAGUGAGUCGAGCUGAUGAUCUCAUGAAGACACUGGAGAAGGAGAUUGAUGAUCUGAAGAGGAGAAGCACUGAGCUGGAGCAGUUUUCAAACACACAUGAUCACAUAAAGUUUCUGCAGAGUUUCCAGUCUUUCUCAGUCUCUCCUGGAUCUGCAGAUGUUUCCAGCAUCACUAUCAGCUCUCUCCUCUCUUUUGAUCAUGUGGGAAAAUCUGUUUCUGAACUGAAAGAGAAACUGGAGGAUUUCUGCAAACAAGAGAUUAAAAAGAUCUCAGACAGAGACCCUGAAACCAGAAAUGACUUCUUACAAUAUUCCCAUCUCCUCUCUCUGGAUCCGAACACAGUGAAUAAAACCCUACUUCUCUCUGAGAGGAACACACUGGUUUCUCACACAAACGCACUCCUACAGUAUCCUGAUCAUCCUGACAGAUUUGAUUUUUACACUCAGGUGUUGUGUAGAGAGAGUGUGUGUGGACGCUCUUACUGGGAAAUAGAGAGGAGUGAAGGGGUGUUUAUAGCAGUGGCAUAUAAGAGCAUCAGGAGGAAGGGAGAGAGCAAUCAGUGUCUGUUUGGAUUUAAUGAUCAAUCAUGGAUGUUAUUAUGCUCUUCCUCCACAUGCAGUUAUUAUCACAAUAGAAAAGAGACCGUUCUCCCUGUGUUGUCCAGCAGUAGAAUAGGAGUGUAUGUGGAUCACAGUGCAGGAACUCUGUCCUUUUACAGCGUCUCUGACACAAUGAGCCUCAUCCACAGAGUCCAGACCACAUUCACUCAACCGCUCUACCUUGGGUUUAUGAUAGGUUCAAAUGCAAAAGUGAAACUGUGUGAUCUAACAGUAUAGAUGAUAGAAUGAUUUGUCCAGAAAAAAGAGGGAAAAUCAACAACUUACUAUCAGAUUUUAAGGGAAUAUUAUUUCUUUUCAAAUUUUCAGUGCGAAGUAUUUAAUGAAACUGAAUCCCUGAAUUAACAUUAAUGUUUAUAAAUAAUUAUAAGACCUUUUGGAAACCUGUCAAGAGAUCCAGUUUGUCAGUCGCAGCAUUCAAUAGGGACAUUUUUUUUAAUGUACACUAAUAUGAGGGUUAAAGACAAGACGUCACAUUUUGACAUCAAAUUACAUUCACAAAAGUGCUUCAAUAUUAAACAGAACCACCGAAUGCAAGUGGUGUCUUCUUUAAUGUUAUAAGUAACUUUUUAAAACGUUGAAAUAUUGGUGAAAUAAUGUUCAAUUUUUAUUCAGCAUAAAAAAAUGUAAACAUGAAACCAAAUACUUAAUCGUUUAUUCAUGAAUUUUAUUCAUUCAUUUUCCUUCGGCUUAGUCCCUUAUUUAUCAGGGGUCGCCACAGCAGAAUGAACGGACAACCAGGGGUGCAACUACACAUUUACUGAGGGGU